Molecule: messenger RNA, 7192 nt
Organism: Myripristis murdjan (pinecone soldierfish)
Lineage: Eukaryota; Metazoa; Chordata; Actinopteri; Holocentriformes; Holocentridae
Gene: slc38a4
Product: solute carrier family 38 member 4
Exons: 16
Coding region: 214-1845 (543 amino acids)
Biological process (GO): amino acid transmembrane transport
Cellular component (GO): plasma membrane
Molecular function (GO): L-amino acid transmembrane transporter activity
Source: RefSeq, a predicted model, not a curated record
UGCUUGUUAAAUGGGAAGGGUCUCCGCUACUGGUUUCCACUAGUCCGCCUCCUCAGCCGCCACCGCAGCUGUCCGCGACACUGAAAAAAAACACAAGGAAGCCAGGCCUGCCCGAGGUCGAAAGAAGCACGCCAUCACCGCCGCCGCCACCGCCUCACCGACUUUGAACCCCGUUGACCUCCCCUCGACCGGCGCACCCCGCCUCUCCUCACAAUGCCGGGAGUGAUCGACCGCAUGGAGCUGAAGAAAGUCUCGACGGACGGCGACGACGACAGCACCGACAGCCUGAACGACGACCGCUACACCGAGCCCAUCGACUCCGAGAAGGCCACCAUCAACAGUCAGUUCAUGGACGACCCCGACGAUGGAGAAAGUCAGAAGUUCCUCUCAAACGGGAUGAUGAAGAAGAAGAAAUAUGAGGAAUACCACGAAGAAUACCAUCCUGGUCACACCUCCUUCGGGAUGUCCGUCUUCAACCUGAGCAACGCCAUCAUGGGCAGCGGCAUCCUCGGCCUGUCCUUCGCCAUGGCCAACACCGGCAUCGUGCUUUUCACAGUCCUGCUCGUCGCCGUGGCCAUCCUGUCUCUGUACUCGGUGCAUCUGCUCCUCGUGACGGCCAAAGAAGGAGGAUCCCUCAUUUACGAGAAGCUGGGGGAGCGAGCGUUCGGCUGGCCCGGGAAGAUGGCAGCGUUCGGGUCGAUCCUCAUGCAGAACGUUGGAGCCAUGUCCAGCUACCUGUUCAUCGUCAAGUACGAGCUGCCCGAGGUGAUCCGGGCCUUCCUGCGCUUGGAGGAGAACUCUGGCGAGUGGUACCUGAACGGGAACUACCUGGUGGUGGUCGUGUCCAUCUGCGUCAUUCUGCCUCUGUCUCUGCUGAAGAACCUCGGUUACCUGGGCUACACCAGCGGCUUCUCCCUCUCCUGCAUGGUGUUUUUCGUCGGUGUGCUGAUCUACAAGAAGACUCAGCUGCCGUGCCCGCUGCCGUUCUUCUACCAGCACUCGUCCAACCUGAGCAUGAACGCCUCGGGCGUGUACGCGCUGCCCAACGGCACCGAGCAGAUGUACUUCUCCCGGGCCGACGCCUCCCCGGCGGCGCUCGGCGGCCACGACGCCCACCACUCCACCGGCGUCCACUUCGAGCCUCACGCCGACGACGAGGAGGAGAUGUGCACGCCCAAAUACUUCGUCUUCAACUCACAGACGGCGUACACCGUGCCCAUCCUGGCCUUCGCCUUCGUCUGCCACCCUGAGGUCUUACCCAUCUACAGCGAGCUGAAAGAUCGCACCCGGAGGAAGAUGCAGAACGUGUCGAACCUGUCCAUCUUCGCUAUGCUCGUCAUGUACAUGCUGUCGGCGCUGUUCGGAUACCUUACCUUCUAUGAUAACGUGGAGGCGGAGCUUCUUCACACCUUCACCAAGGUGUACAAGUUCGACACGAUGCUGCUGCUGGUGCGCCUGGCCGUGCUGACUGCCGUCACGCUGACCGUGCCCAUCGUGCUGUUCCCUAUCCGCUCCUCCAUCACCACGCUGCUGUUCAGCGGCCGGGAGUUCAGCUGGACUCGACACCUGCUGAUCGCCGCCGCCAUCCUGGCCUUCAACAACAUGUUGGUCAUCUUCGUCCCCACCAUCCGAGACAUCUUCGGCUUCAUCGGCGCCUCGGCAGCCACCAUGCUCAUCUUCAUCCUGCCGGCCGCCUUCUACCUGCGCCUCGUCAAGUCGCUGCCGCUGCGCUCGCCGCAGAAAAUUGGAGCGGCCAUCUUCCUGGUGACAGGGAUCAUCUUCAUGAUCGGCAGCUUGUCGCUCAUCGCCAUGGACUGGAUCCACAACCCCUCCGGCGGCCAUUAAAGCCCCUCCCCUCCCAGAUCAACCUCCCACGUUCACAACACAACUGCGACACCCCCCGCCCCGCCCCGCCUCCCCUCCUCAAAGCAAAACAAACACACCCUGCGGCAUCCCGACAGAUUCCCCGGUGAAGUUUGGUCUCCAGCGUUUUGGGGAAUCGCGCCGAACCUCCCGAAUCAGGCCGGGUUCACACCGCCUCCGUUUUCCCCACAAAGUAUUAGAGGAGGGAAUCUUUCAGCUCUUUUUUAAACAUUUUUAAUCACUGUUUCUCUUUUUUUUUUUUCUUUUUUUUUUCUUUUUUUGUUGCUGUAAAGAUUAUGGCACCAUCUCAAACGAGAGAAUCAAAAAGCAAAAACGGAGGGACAUAAAAAAACAAAACAAAAACAAGAACAAAAUGGACUGUGGUCUAGCAUGCCACCACGAUAGCCUGCCGUCAUCUUCAUCCUCAUCAUCCUCAUCAUCAUCAUCACCAUCAUCAUUUCCAGCUAUGAAGAACAAGUAUCUGUCGGCCGGCCCUCGCCGUAGGCAGAUCUGUGGGCGAGACGCCGCAAAGUCCCGCAGCCCUCUGUGCACUUGAAGGAGACACGGAGAGUCGGAGUCUGUCCGCGAAAAACAAGGAGCACUUCUAGCAUCGUGUUUCACUUUGUGUCAAGAUGUAACACACACACACACACACACACACACACACACACACACACACACACAUCAAACAUGCCUACAACCCCUUUUCUCAUCAGUGCUCGCAGAUUUUGUCACGACGAGAUAAGAGACUCCCCUCAAAGUGUUAGAAAUUCAUCAGGAAUUGGGGAGACUCUCUCACACACACACACACACACACACACACACACGUCUGUGGGUUUGUGCUAGAUGUUGUUUCACUCCCGGCGAAGUGAUCUUCCUGGCUCGGCCAAUCAGAAGCGUCUGCCUUCAGUAUUACUGUCACAGAGGUGGUUAAGGUUUUGAAUGUACAUAAUUAAGUGUAUCUACUGAAAUGAACUGAAGUGAGUGUUGUACAUACGGUCCUGCUCCUCUCGCUCGCUCUCUUUUCUCUCUUUCCUUUCUUUUCUUUCUUUUCCUUGAAGCUCAUCGAUCAGAGAGAUGUGUGGGGCUGCACCGCUAACCCUGUCCUCAUCACGCAUCAUGGCUUAAUAACGGGCAAAAUUAGUGGAAAAAAUAAAAAAAGGCAAAUUUAUUGACCAAGUUUAGGGGAAAAAGUAAUUAAAAAUGGUGCAAUGGUUUAAUUAAAUUAAUUCAGAUUGACCGUUGCAGCAGAAAAUCGUCAGUAUGUAAAUGCACGAUGCCAAAAUUGACACCGUCGAGUAUAAGUUUGAGCAGAAGUGUCUUGAAAAGUAAUCAGGAUUCACGAUGUUUUAGCCAAAUUUAGUUUUUUUUUUUUUUUUUUUUUAAGCCCCAGUGGGAAUCGAUCAUCAAGUGCCAUAAGUGCCCGCUGUCCUCGCUGAAGGGACGCUCCCCGACAGGCGUUCACAGAAACCAAGCCUUCGUCCCGAUACCCAACGCUUUGAGCUCCCUGUGUUUCGCGUAUUCCCGGGAAUUUGGGCAAAAGUGCAGAGAAACAGACGUGAAGAUGAUGUUCGGCGUUGCAGGAGCAGUUACGGGGUACAUUUUCCAAAUAAACACGUCAAUUAAAGGCCCAUUUAAAACAGCAGCUUUGACCAAAAUCAUGCAUAAACACGUCUACGCAUAAGCAAAUAAAAAUGGGAGCGAAUAAUAAAGUAAUAAUUAAAUCCCAUUUGCUCUAAUUGGUUGAGGACACACCGUGCAGCAAUGCAGGCUGCAACAAGUGAGGGAUAAUCAGCUCGUAGGUGUGUGUGUGUGUGUGUGAUGCUUUUAACACACAACGUGGAGGCAAAAAAAACCACGGCUGCUUCCAAAGUGCCUGAAAACCGUCAAACACACACCGACUCGCCGAUUAUCACACUUGUUCCACGGUCAAUGUAAAGACGAGAGGGAAAACGAUAUUAAAAAAAUCAUUUAUUUUAUCAAAUCGAUAACUCAGCUGUGAUUUUUUUUUUUUUUUUUUUUUUUUUUAAUGUUGCCAUGGUUACACGCCGGGUUGCAGAUGAAUUUAGACCGGUGAUCAAAGCUGCAGUACGGUGCACACCUGCCAGCCAAUCAGAACAGAGUAUCCACCCAGACAGAUGUGGUGUAAUCUCGUAUAAUUUCCACCCACAUCGUCUUAAUUCCGGCGCCGUACCUCCUGAUGAAUUGUGGGAUACGCUUGUCGGACCUCACUUCCUCUCUACGGCGGCUGUUAGGACGGCGCGGUCGUGUUUGGGCGGUUCCGGACGCGGUCGUACGUGAAGCGUGUGUGUGUGUGUGUCGGGGCGAUGCCGUUUUUUGUCGUUACUGGUUUUGAACUCGAGAGCGAGCGCCUCUUUGCUCCGCCUACCUCAACGCGCUUAACGACACGACAGAUUUCAUUGGACGUUGGUCAUGGAGGCGCGGCGUUCCUCGGCCCGCUCCUUCGGUCCGAUGUUCCCGGGCUCGUGCUCUCGAGGAGGGUCCCUUCAGCGUUCACUAAAGAGUCCUACACUUCAUCAUCAUGGAAAAAAAAACAUGUCGAUCUCAAACUGUGAUUUUUAUUUUUCUUUCUUUUCACCCAGAAGCUCAAACUCUGAUUUCUUUCCUUUUCUAACUUAUGAAUGUUUUUAGAUGCUUGUUGUUUUAUUAUUUUUGAAAGGGUCAAAGUUGAUUUUUUUUUUUUUUUUUUUUUUUUUUUUUUUUAAGCACUGUGGCCUCUGUUUUUUUUACAGUGUAAUCGAGGAGCAGGUGUACAUGUUGAUUAGAUAAGAUCGCUCGCACACACACACACACACACACACACACACACAGUUCCAGGUAUUUCUGAUAAACUCAAGUUACCUCCUGUUUGUUUUUUUGUUUUUUUGUUCAACACCCAGUUAUUACCCAACUCGGACAAUAAUCUGUUAUGUAAUCUGGGUGUUAUUCAUGUGUGUGUGUGUGUGUUCACAUAUCGUCAAAAUCUUUGGACACCAACACAAAUUUCUUGAUGCCUUUUUUCCCUCAUAAAAGUUUUAAUCAGAUAAAACUUCCCUGCUGAUGAACGGGGAUUUUUUUUCCCCAAAUUGUGCCUUUUUGGAAUAUGUACUUAUAAAAUCACCUCUUAUGAUAAUUUCUACGUCUCAAAAUAGAGAAAAAAAAAAGUUAUUCUCCGCUUUUUUAAACCCUUUUCUCCCCUCCUGAACCGUCGGCGUGUCACGAACGCAGCCAGCCAAAGUGGACAACAACGUUUUACAGAUCCUUUGCGGAUCUACGUACACGAAACAAAUAGAUAUUUCAAAUGAAAUAGUGUAUUAUGUGCAUGUUUUGGAUUACAAACAUGGUCUUUUUGGACAAAUGUAUAUGCUUUGUAAAUAAUCUUUAUUUUAUGGUACACUGACACUCACUGUCUGUGACGGGGUUGUUGGGGGAUUCUGCCUUACAAGUCUUCUGCAAUCCAGUGGUUGUUUUAGUAUAUAUAUAAAUAUAUAUAUGAAAUGUGCAUUAGAUUAUUCUUUUUUUGUUUGCUGUAUGACAUUAGUUUCUCUUUUUUCUUUAUCGAUGCCUGUAUAUUUGUAGAAAAUCUGGUCUCUCUAUACCCCUCUUCAUGUUUUAACGGUAAUGUGUCGCAUCACGACGAACGCACGUCGUCGGAUUCACCAGCCCGCGUCGAGAAAAUAGUCCCAGAGUUCCUGUCGUGCCGUGUAAGCCUGGCCGCUGCCGUGUGGGCGGAGAGAGCUAAAUCUUGGCUGAAAUCAAAACCGCAGGCGUCGGCGUGGAAUUCAUUUCCAAAAAAAAAAAAAAAAAAAAAACAGUCCUGGCAACACCGAUGUGCUGGAUCAGUCACCAAACUACAGGAAGUUUCUAGUUUCCUCCAGGAAGAGACAGAUCAUCCUACAAGCCUGUUUUUAAAAAAAGGAAAAGCUAAAAAUGGCUCCUUCACUGUUUCAGUUUCAUGAUUCAUUUUAGUUUUGUACCUUAAAGGAAUUUGGCGAAAUACCAUUUUACCGACUUCCCCAGACUGAGACUCGAUGUUCGGUAUCAUUUUCAGUUUCUAUGGGUAGCAUUUCCUGUUAGCUUAGCAUAAAGACUUGAAGUCUAUGGGAGUCGUUAGCCUGGCUCUCAAAGUGAAAAUCUAACCCACCUAACCCCAGCUCUGAGGCUCUUAUUUACACAGUGGAUCAUGUGCAUUUGUAACUUGACUAAUAGGCUGCAGCUUCAGAGCUGCUGUAAGGUUUAUUUUAGUACUUUGACGGAGCCAGGCUAACGACUCCCAUAGACUUCAAGUCUUUAUGCUAAGCUAAUAUGAAAUGCUACCUAUAUAAACAAACCACUGGAUGUACAGAGGUGAAAAUGAUAUCGAACAUCUUGUCUCGGUCCUGGGAAGUCAGGAAAAGGGGGAUUUAGGCCAAAACAUUGGAGUAUUCCUUUAAGCACUGGCACAGGAACGUUUUCUGCAAGUGCAAACCUCAACACAGCUUAAAUUCCUACGUUACAGGGUUUUGUGCAGAGCGGUGGCUCUUCCUGGACAAUCACAGUAGAGUUGUGGUGUAAUGCCUCGUGUCGUGGCCCACGCUGUUCAUCACUACUGUCACAGAAAAAAAGCUUUUUUUGUAUGAUUUCUACUUGAAGUUAAGCUUUCCGUGGCCCAUUGAAGGCGCAGCGAUCUUCAUGAUCUGAAAGCCCCUGAUGUGAAUGUUUACAGAACAUGGCUUUCUGUUUUUUCCCCUGACAAACGUCGGCCUGCAGCCUUGUUAGCAUCUCUGCCACCAGCGGCUGAUUUCCACACCGCGGCAGUUCAUGCAAGACCUUUGAUUGUCCCUUCCUCACGUCGGGGUUUCAUCUUUCUAAAGGGCUCGUCUUACAAUGAAGGACCAGAGGCGGCAGGUUUUUACGGCGUUGUUGUGAGCGCCACGCCGCACCCCCCUUUAGUGUCUCAGGUACCCAGUCUGGAAGCGUUUUUCCCUCUUUCUUCAGGAUAACUUCCGAUAUCUUCGCCUCUGUCGCACCUUUGAGCCAAACCGUACUGUAUCGUGCUGUCGCCGGCUGAGGCCAGGCCAGCGCCACCUGUGUCUGGUCUGCGCCUCGCAGGCUUUUACUCUGACAGGGUUUCGUACAGAGCUGUACACAAAGUGCGACCCCCACCCCCUCAAAGCCACCUGCCUUAUUUUUCUACUCGGACUCUGGCUCUAUGCUCCCCACCGUUUGUGAUGUCUCUGCUUCCUGUGGAUCAACAUGAACAUUCAGAUUUGUAAUUUUGCCCAAAGGGGAUUUUUUUUGUAUCGGUGAACCUGUUUCAUUAUCAUGAACAAUAAAAAUGUGAAAUUCA